This is a messenger RNA of Phyllopteryx taeniolatus (common seadragon), 2735 nucleotides long. RefSeq names its product solute carrier family 1 member 8b (gene slc1a8b). The transcript has 11 exons. Bases 776 to 2266 code for a protein of 496 amino acids. The record is from RefSeq and is a predicted model, not a curated record. NCBI's taxonomy places the organism in Eukaryota, Metazoa, Chordata, Actinopteri, Syngnathiformes, Syngnathidae. Gene Ontology annotation, cellular component: plasma membrane. Gene Ontology annotation, biological process: L-glutamate transmembrane transport. Gene Ontology annotation, molecular function: L-glutamate transmembrane transporter activity; glutamate:sodium symporter activity; neutral L-amino acid transmembrane transporter activity.
AGGAUUGAAAGACUUGGAUAGGGGAUUGGAUAGGCAGGCGGACAGAGGGAUGUAUUGAUGGGGAAUUGUCAAGUCAAGUUUAUUUGUAUCGCCCUUUAUCACAAGAUAGACUCAAAGGGCUUCAAAGGUCCAGAGAUGACAAAGGUCGGCGACAUCCACAGGAAGAAUAGUCUUCACUUUGGUGAAGACUAAUGGGGAUCCUAAAAUAAACUUGAUACUUGAAUCCCCUGGUCUAAGGCCCCCAUCCGGGCAAGGAAAAACUUAAAAAAACAAACAAACAAAAAAGGAUUUGUGGAAAAAAAGAAGGAAACCUUGAGAAGGGACCACAAAUGGAAUAAUCCCCCUUCCAGAAUCACCAGGCUACAAUGUUUGCUGAGUGAGCAAAAUUUAUCACAUAGUAUAUGGUACUGUAGAAUGUUAGAGGGAGUCCAUUUCAUGAGAUGAAGCACUACAGGUAGAUGCCUCCAGGAAAGUGGUUGUUCUUCAGGAAACUGACUCGGUUGGUGGAUGAAGAAUCCUCCACAGCAACUCCUCCGGGGAAGUAGUCCACCUCAGAAUAGGCUGCCUGAACUGAACUGACUGUUGGACUGAAAGACAAGACAGAUGGAUGUUGGCUGGAUGGAGGGUUCGACAUCUGUCUAGGACGUUCUCAAAGAUGGGUGGAUGCAGAGGCACAAGGAUGGAUGAAUGGGCAGAUGAACAAGUCGCAUCGUAGGAUGGAUAAACUGUUGAAGAAUGGGCCAAGAUCUACUUCUCUUUCCCCGGGGAGCUGCUGAUGAGGAUGUUAAAGAUGCUGAUUCUGCCUCUCAUCACAUCCAGUCUUAUGUCUGGUCUGUCAGCCAUGGACACGAAGGCCAGUGGCCGUUUGGGUGUCCUGACCAUCACUUACUACCUGUGGACCACCUUCAUCGCCGUCAUCGUGGGUAUCGUACUCGUCCUCAUUAUCCACCCUGGGAUCGGCACCGAGAAGGACAGCCACCACGCCAGCUCGGGACCCGUCAUGACUUCAGCUGAUGCUCUUUUGGACCUCAUCAGGAACAUGAUCCCUUCCAAUCUAAUCGAAGCAACCUUUCAGCAGUAUCGGACAGACCUAGUGCCCAUAGUGCAGAGUUCCAACGCGAAGGAGUCACAGGCCAACUAUGUGUACGUCAUGCCUGACUAUCACAACCCCCGCCUGGGCCACCCGGUCUUCCUGGACAUCACCCCGGCACCCGACAUCAACUACAAGAUGGUGCCCAGCACGAGCAAGGGCAUGAAUGUCCUGGGGAUCGUCAUCUUCUCGGCCACCAUGGGGCUGCUGCUGGGGAAGAUGGGGGAACGUGGAGCGCCGCUGGUCAACGUGUGUCAGUGCAUCAAUGAGUGCGUCAUGAAGAUCAUUAACGCGGCCAUGUGGUACUUCCCCUUUGGCAUUGUGUUCCUGGUAGCGGGGAAGAUCCUGGACAUGCAUGACCCAGCUCACCUGGGAGAAAAGCUGGGCAUGUACUUCAUCACGGUUCUGUCCGGCCUGUUCGUGCACGGCCUCAUCUUGCUGCCUCUCUUCUUCUACUUCUUCACGCGCAAAAACCCCUUUCCCUUCAUCAGAGGCCUUCUGCAGGCUCUCGUCAUCGCCUUGGCCACGUCUUCGAGCUCGGCCACUUUGCCGAUCACCAUGAAGUGUCUGCUGGAGAACUGUGGCGUGGACCGGCAGAUCGCUCGCUUCGUGUUGCCUGUGGGAGCCACCAUCAACAUGGACGGAACGGCGCUGUACGAGGCGGUGGCGGCCAUCUUCAUCGCUCAAGUCAACGAGUACGAACUUGACUUCGGUCAGCUCGUCACCAUUAGCAUAACGGCGACAGCAGCAAGCAUCGGCGCAGCUGGAAUACCUCAAGCUGGUCUGAUUACCAUGGUGAUCGUCUUGACCUCUGUGGGGUUGCCGCCUGCCGACAUCUCUCUGAUUGUGGCCAUUGACUGGGUUCUCGAUCGCUUCAGGACGAUGAUAAACGUCCUCGGCGAUGCCUUAGCAGCUGGUAUCAUGGCGCAUGUAUGCAGGAAGGACUUUGAGAAGGCCGCCGCUGCUGCAGCCGUCGCCGUAGACGGCGUCACCCCCGCCGUUGUCAAUAACGGAGGAUCAUCCAAACGGAGAGACACAGUGAUCUCCAUGGGCAAUCAGAGCGUGACCCUGUCCGAUGCACCCUUAAUCGCGCACCGCUGCGAUUUUGUGUUCGAGGUUGAUGGCGACAACGUUUUGGAGAAACCCGUGGCCUGCUACAACCUAUGCCAAGUCUGAGACGCUUUCCCAGGACGGACCGUCAGCGGGCCUACCUUUCCACGGACCAAACACUCAUCUCACCAGAGACCAAAGGGAACCAUCAGAGACUUAAGAUGUGGCUUUUCAGUUUCUUUGCCAGUGCCAAGACAACAGAAACCUUCACUACUUGAUGUACUGUGUAUUGUGCUGUUUGUCUCAAUGGAUUUUGUAUAUGAGCAUCUGCAGCCAAUUAGAUGAAUCGGUGAGUGUCGCAUCAGACUUCUACAGUAGACCUACCCUAAUGAUGGAUUAGACCAAUCCAGUUGCCUUAACGUGAUCCCUCGUGCUAAAACAGCAGCAGCUUGAUUGACAACAAGUAUCAUUGUCAAAUCAACUUCAACCUAAGACACAUUUUCCGAAGAGUCACAUGAGAUGGUCAACUGUCUUUUUAUAACAAUGGCUAUGUUUUUUGUGUUUAUGUUUUCCAAUUAAAAGUUGGUUCACUCCA